Messenger RNA from Scophthalmus maximus (turbot), 1359 nucleotides. RefSeq names its product cellular repressor of E1A-stimulated genes 1 (gene creg1). The record is from RefSeq and is a predicted model, not a curated record. The transcript has 4 exons. The coding region runs from base 85 to 702 and encodes 205 amino acids. Lineage: Eukaryota; Metazoa; Chordata; Actinopteri; Pleuronectiformes; Scophthalmidae.
GACAGGGCAGACCGGAUCUCCGCGUGUUGUUUAUCCUCCUCCUCCGCGCCGUGUCACCGACUGUCCGCCUGACCGAGGCCGACGAUGAGUGCUGUUCCCCGGCCUGUGAGUGCGGUCCUCCUCGGCCUGCUCUGGUUCUCCGUGUCCGGCUCCUGCUCCUUCCGGGUCCGGAUCCCGCCUCACGAGCAGGUGGCCCGGGUCGCCCGCUUCAUCGCCCACCAGUGCGACUGGGCCUCUGUGGCCACCGUGUCCUCCCGCCCGCCGGUGGUCGGGCAGCCGUUCUCCAACACGCUGUCGGUGAGCGACGGGCCGCGGGGCUCCGGCAGCGGGUCGCCCUACCUGUACCUGACCCGCAUGGAGGCGUCGGUGCAGGACCUGCAGGUGAACCCCGCAGCGUCUCUGUCCAUGACCUUGGCUCAGACAGAUUACUGUCGUCAGCAGGGCUUCGACCCUCAGAGUCCGCUGUGCGCCCGCCUCAUCCUGUCCGGCUCCGUGCUCCAGGUGAACGGGACGGAGGCGGAGUUUGCUAAGAAGUCUCUGUUCAGUCGACACCCGGAGAUGAUUGAUUGGCCUACGGAUCACGACUGGUUCUUCGCCAAGUUCAACAUCACACAGGUGUGGGUGUUGGAUUACUUUGGAGGCCUGAAGUCCGUCUCUCCAGAUGAAUAUUUCCAGGUGUCACCGUUCAGGAAGCAUCACUGACGUCACCGUCUCCAUAGCGACAGUGAACAGAUCUGAACUCGUCUUCCUCAGCAGCUCUUCGGAGGUUUUAGUUUAAUAAUCAUAUAUAUAUAAAUGUAUAUUUUCUGUGUGAGAUGAGUGCAGUGAUGCUGUCUGACCACUGUCUGGAGCCGUCGUGCUGAUCAUCAUCUCUCUUAGAUUCUAAAUAUGACCAACGAUAAAACAUCAUAAUUCAUAAUAUACUCAAGUAUAUAAUGACACAUCUUCUUUCAUCUUGUGUCGUGGCCAUUUAAAUAAACUUUUUUUUCUACAUGUGAUGGAAUAGGGUGGGGUAUCUAGAAGGGGGCGUGGUUUAGCUUGGUAAGGGGGGGCAACUCCUCAACAAGGCGGCCGUCAUAGAUGAGGGUGGAGCUUAUCUCCAAACAGGGGUGUGGUUUAUUCUCAGGGAGGGACGGGGUUUAUCUGAUCGUCGGCGGUGGGUGGGGUUUAAGUUUGUCAUUAUUGCUUUGCUCCUAAAGUAGUUUAUUUUUAUUUUCGGACGACUAUGUUUUUCCUCUUAAAGAGAAUAUUUUGCCUUAAUGAUUAUAACUUUAUAACUUUGCUGUGAAAUUCUAUUUUUCUGUUUGAAAGGAAAAAUAACUGAUGACUUGUAUAAAUAAAGUUUUGUGUUAAAGAAGA